GAAAAAAGAAAAUGAAUCUAAAGGAAAAGAUUAAAGAAAAUAAAAAAUGAUAACUGCAAGUACAACAACAACAGCACCUGUUCAUAACCAGAUUUGGCGGAUAAAAGAAAUUCUACUUGUACUCCACGCUCGAAAUAUAUUCCAAGUCUAAAAAAAUAUUCAAAAAUUUUAAACAAAAAAUUUCUUCGUUGUUUAACCGAAAAAUAGCAAACUUAUCAAAAUGGCUAUGGAAUGGAUAACGGCUAUGGACAAGAGACCUUGUGACCGUAAUCUAAGAGAUGUUGAAUUAAUAUCGUGUCGUUUACGUCGUGUAGAGCCAUUAUGUCGUCUGCCUAGUUCGGCAUUACAACAAUUGGCCAUGUGCGGCUUUUAUGAGGAUCUUGAAAAGGGCGUUACAUUGUUUCGUGCUGGGGAACAAGGUCGUUUUUGGUAUGCUGUCUUGGGUGGCUCACUUGAAGUACGUUAUCAUGCUACCGAUACCGAUGGCAAAUCACCGGUAACGCUAUGUAAUUUGGGUGUUGGUGCAACAUUUGGUGAAUCAAUAUUGCAUGAUUUGCCACGCGAUAGUACGGUUGUUACAAAAACAACUUGCGAACUGCUACGUGUUGAGCAACAAGAUUUUCGUCUUAUUUGGGAGAAAAACAAAGAAUUGAUGAAUGAUAUUAUCAACAGCUGCAAAUUGAAAAACGGUUUCGGUCCAAGUGUCUCAGCAACGAAUACAUCACCCACCAAGCGACCCUUAAGCCCCGAUCAUCCGAAUCCGGCUUUACCUAUAACAGAGUCACCCAGUCCUGCUAUGAAUCGCAUGGGAUGGGCUUUGCGAACAUUACUUGUUGCUGAUAAUUCAAGUUGCCUAAAGGAUAGAAAAGUUUCCGGUAAACUUAUACGCAAAUGUGCGCCCGGCACAGAGUUUGUAGAUUGGCUCGUAAAUCUAUCACCCAUUGUGCAUACAAGAGCCCAAGCGGCGGGCAUGUGGCAGGCUUUACUCGAGGAAGGCAUAUUAUCACAUGUUAACAAGGAACAACCAUUUAAGGAUAAAUGUUUUUUGUAUCGAUUUCGCGUCGAUGAAGACGGCACCGCUGGUACACCAUCAACUGAAGACAUAAAUGCAGCCAACGAGCAGAUACGUGAAUCCUUAAGUGCUCUAUUCCAACGCGGCCCAGAUGCUACGUUACGCAUGAUUUUACGUAAACCCUCCCAUGAGCGUACAACCGAAGAGCUUGAAUUAGUGUUUGAAGAGCUUUUGCAUAUCGCGGCCCUGUCACAUUUAUCAACCAGCAUCAAACGUGAAUUGUCUUCAAUAAUUGUAUUUGAAUCACAUGCUCAAGCGGGAACCAUAUUAUUUAGUCAAGGUGACGAAGGACGUUCAUGGUACAUAAUACUCAAAGGAUCUGUGGAUGUUGUUAUACAUGGCAAAGGUACGGUGGCCACACUCAAGAGCGGUGAUGAUUUCGGUAAACUGGCUUUAAUUAAUGAUGCACCCAGAGCUGCCACAAUUGUAUUAAAGGAAAAUAACUGUCAUCUGUUGCGUGUGGAUAAAGAACAUUUUAAUCGUAUAUUACGUGAUGUGGAAGCAAAUACUUUAAGAUUACAAGAGCACGGUAAAGAUGUUUUAGUGUUGGAACGUGUGGCCAAACAAAGAGGACAACAUUCUGCUUUCAAAUACACUGUCAUGUCGGGUACUCCCGCUAAAAUGCUUGAACAUUUACUUGAAACUAGAUUGGGCAACCAAGUCGGUGGUGUUGAUCCAUUCUUAGAUGAUUUCCUAUUAACGCACAUAGUAUUUAUGCCAGUGGUUCAAUUGGUCGAUGAAUUAGCCAAUUAUUUUCAUUGUGAUGUCAGCGAUGGCGCACAAACACCCGAGGAACGUGAAUACAUAAUGAAUUUUAAGAAACGAGUCAUACAAUUUAUGCAAAAAUGGGUAAUGGCGGUACGUCAUGCUGCCUUCGAUGAGCCGAGUGUCUGUGAUUUUAUUGAGGAUUUGGCCGCCGAAGUUGAAGCGGAUCCUGAACUGCACGAGGAGACCAGUAUUAUACAUAAUAUAUUAACGCAAAUGUCACGCUAUCAAGAUGAUCGUAAUCAAAAUACUGGACAAAAAUGGAAAUUACCACCCAAUGGUCAACCAAUUUGUCUAUUUAGCGGUAAUAUGACGCCAUCGAAAACAGUUAUAAGGCCAGAUGAUGAUAUUAUAUUUCGUGUCUAUUGCGCUGACCACACUUAUUGCACUCUACGUUUUCCUCUGCAUACGACCGCGGAAAUAAUAAAAGCCUGUGCGGCCGAUAAAUUGCAAUUGAAUCGUGGUCCUGAAGAUUUAUGCUUGGUUGAAAUCAAAUCGAAUGGUGAACGUUCAGUUUUCAAGGAUAAUGAUGUUAGCAUACCCACUGGCUUAAGUCUCAAUGGACGUCUCUUUGUCUCGACCAAAGAUCAUUUAGAUGCUUUGACUCCUUUACCCGAACAAGAGGGAGCUACGGAAGCUCCAGAAGUGGAUGUCGAAAUUUUCAGUACCAAAGAGUUGGCCUAUUAUAUAACAAUUUUUGAUUGGGAUCUUUUCUGGGCAGUACACGAAUACGAGCUAUUGUAUCAUACAUUUGGUCGACAUCAUUUCGGAAAACCAGGUUAUCGCGUGGUAAGUUUAUAUAAAUUAAUCAAAGGAAUGCUUCAAUUCAAUCGAAAAAGAACAUUUUAUAAAGUUUUCAUUUUAUCAUAAAUGUGUGCGUUAAUCUUAUAAGAUUUCUUCUUCCAUGUGAGUUAAGAGUUGAAAGCUAUUUUUAUGAAAUUAUUAUCAAACAAAGUUCAAAAUUCGUCUACUCGUUACUUGAUUGAUACUGAUAUUAUGUUUUCUAUUUUUAUUCAUAUUAAAGUCAAACACACACAUCUAUGCAUACAUCCUAUAUCUAUCAUUCAUAAAAAAAAUUAAUUUUAAAUACAUGAGAAAAUUUUAGAUUUUUUUUUAUAUAUAUAAAUGUUCUCAUCGAUCGAAGUUGAAAAGAUUAUGGAAUGUAUGUUAACCGCCAUAGAUAUUUAUAGCUGCGCUCAUCGAAGUUCAAAAGAUUACGGAAUGUAUGUUGUACGCCAUAGAAUUUAUUACGAAAAAUAAAUAUACAAGUGCUGCGUAAAGUUGCCUUUAUGCAAAUUAUUUUGCCAACUAUGCCGAAAUAUAAUGCUAUAGGUCUUGCGCUUUGCAUUUUAAAUAGUCGAAAGUAUUUAUGCGAAUUUAAAUUUUUGGAAACAUCAUCAUAGACCAUGCGGAAGUAGAGAUAUAUCAGCAAUUAUCAAUCGAUCAAACAAUUUCAAAAAACCUAUGAAUGCCAACGAAAGUUGUGCACAAUGAAAGUGAUCGAAAUUCUUGCUUCUGCUUAAAAAAUGAAAAAAUAUAUAAACAAAUUGAAAAUAACUUUUUUAUCGAUUGCCAAAUUUAAAAACUGAAUUAUCAUGUGGCGGACCUUACACCACUCAACAGUCAUUCAUAUAUCGACUUUGCGAAGCAAGAUCACAUGGGAAGUGGUGGAAAAAGUCAUCCGAUCCGCACAAUUUUCAAUAGCGUUCGUCCUUUGGUCAUUUCGGCUAAAUUUCAUCAAAGUAUGGCAAAAAUUGCAUCCUACAAGUUGAAGAAAUAUAUUUACAUCACGCAAAAAAAUGUCGCCAGCUGUCCUCUUCAAAUCUUACAAUUCCUAGGUAUCAUCAUUUCUAUGUCCGUGUACCACUUGCUAGCAAUGCUAGCUCCUACUGAGAUAAAUAUCGAUUCGAUAACAGCUGAUGAGGGUAAAUUUGAAAAAAUAAGACCAAUAACUCGUUUCAAUGACAAUCGCUCAACACCAGUCCAACGGACACUCAAACUGUAACCGCCUUCAUAAAAUAAGACCUACUGAUGUGGAACACUUGAAUAAAUUGUUUUUGCAUGUGGCACCAUCUGAUCAUGGACUCUCUCUCUCUCUCUAGACGAGCAAAGGGAGAUAGAAGCUAAAACACAGAGAGCCAUGAAGCCUGUUCCGUCAAAAGAUAUACAGAUUAAGGGUGUAGGCCAUGAUGAAAACAACUGUAGUUCUAGAAAUAUAUGUAAAAUUCCAGGCUGCAAAUGAUUUUCACGGACUGAGUGCAUCAAAUGCAAGGUUGCUUUGUCUCACAAUAAAAAUCGCGAUUGCGUUGCUGUACUUCAUUCAUACAUAAAAUCAAAAUUUCUAUAAUAGUAAAGGAUAUAAAUACAUAACUGUUUAUUUGCGUCCACAAUAAUUGUAGUAAUAAACG
Messenger RNA from Glossina fuscipes, 4245 nucleotides. RefSeq names its product rap guanine nucleotide exchange factor 4 (gene Epac). Gene Ontology annotation, molecular function: guanyl-nucleotide exchange factor activity; cAMP binding. Gene Ontology annotation, cellular component: plasma membrane. NCBI's taxonomy places the organism in Eukaryota, Metazoa, Arthropoda, Insecta, Diptera, Glossinidae. The record is from RefSeq and is a predicted model, not a curated record. Gene Ontology annotation, biological process: Ras protein signal transduction; spermatogenesis; positive regulation of GTPase activity. The transcript is spliced from 17 exons. Bases 221 to 2707 code for a protein of 828 amino acids.